UUAUCUGCGGAGAGAGAGAGAGCGAGCGAGGGAGCGAGAGAGAGAGAGAGAGAGAGAGUGAGCGAGUGAGUCACAGAUGGACGACGAACGAAAGAGAGCGAGACAGAGGGAGCGCCAGAGAGACGCCGUAUGUGCGUGCAUAUGUAUGUGUGUGUAAGGGAAAGAGAGAGAGAGAGAGAGAGAGAGAAAGAGAGUUGUACGUAGAGUUGUGUGGUGCGUGUACUGCGUGAGAGAGUGUCUCAGUGAGCGAACGAGCAAGUGAACGCUUGACGCCGUUAUUAUCCGUUGUCCGACCGAUAUUCUCGCACGUUCAACUCGCUUGUCACAAUCUCGCGCGGCACUUCCUCUACUCCCCGAGGCGUCCUUAUACAUUUAACUUUAACCCUCUGUUAUUACGAAUUUAAAUGGAAAAAGAUGCGCAGGUGAAGAGAGAAAGUCUCGCAUGACUCUCGGAGAGAGAAAGGUGGAGGGAGGGAGCGAGAGAAAAAACAGCGAUUACAGAAAAACGAUUCACCGGCACGAAGUUGGCCGUGUAGAGGGGCUCUCCUCUUUCUCUUUCUCUCUACCGGUGUGUGCGUUCCGGUAGAGGGCUGUUUACAUCGAGUAUCCGUGAGUUGAAGCAGUCCGAUCCCGAGUUGUGUCGCGCGUUUACGAGUGCGCGUCGUCCUGUCAGCUGUGCGUCAGGGAACGUGUACGGGAAACACACGCUUCUGCUCGGAAUCGUGCAUCGCGCGCACGAGCGCGGCGACGGCGCAGCGCAGCGCAGCGCAACGCGACCCGAUACCCGGCGCGAGACGGCGGCCCAGACGUGGAGGUUAGGGUGACUCUCUCCUCUCGCGGUCGUCGCGGUGGUGUGGGGCUGCGUGCGCGUUUCCUCGUUGUUUCGGCGGUGCGCGCGAGCGGGGCAGCGCCGUGACAGAAACGCGUGCUGCUUCACCGCCUAGUCGUUUGUUCGCCAGCCCGUCCGCACGCUCGUGCUCGUGUCGUCCGUUCGCGCUCUCACCCGUUCGUUCGCUUUCUGGUGAAUUCGUAUGGUGAAUUAUUGAUCCGCGGCGGCGUGUGCGUGCGGAAAAACCGCCGUUGGCUGGAAGAGAAGAAGAUAGGGGGGGGGGAAAGAGACAGCAAGAUAUAUAUAUAUAUAUAGAGAGAGAGAGAGAGAGAGAGAGAGAGACGGAGGGACUGAUAGGUGUUGGAGAGAGAGGGAGGCGAUAGCGAGAGACAGAGACGGAUAGGGGAGCCGCGGCGGUGGCGCGAGAAAACGCUUGAAGCUUGAGCACAUAUACGGGGUGAGACGUGCACUCUGGUUGGUGUUGGUUGUACAUUGUUUUGAAAAGUGUUGUCGGGCGCGCGCGCGCGCACGUGAAUGCACGCGACGCGCAAAGUUGAUAAUACCGCGGAUAUACCGGCGUGAUUAUCUCUCUUUCUAGACGUGAUAUCGCGAGGGAAGUGUACAUCAUUCUGGUCUCUCCCGUCAUCCGUCCUGUAUUUCGCGUAACGUUAUACGUAAAGUCGGCUUCGCCACGCAACUCGUGGUGCGGUUACGUUCCUCGCGUUUCCUCGUCUCUUUUUCUCGCUCCGCUUUCUUCCGUCCGUCUGACAUUUCUAUCGCGCGUAGGAACGGAGAAACGAACGCGGGAAAAUCGUGCGUGGGGUAAUGUACGCGGUAAGUGUCGCGACGCGCGUAUCUGUCGUUGAGAGGAGAAUGUUUCGCGGAGUGUGAGAAGAGGAUAGGAAAAAGAUCCUGGGUUAAUCUUCUCUUUGAACGACGACGAGACUAACGUGAAUCGCGAAGAACCGUGAAAAACGGUGAAAGGAAAGUCGUCGUCGACGACGAGAGUGUUAGUAGUGUAUUGUUGUCGUCGCGAGGUACGACGACGACAACCACGACGACGACGACGACGACGAGGUCAGCAUCGUCGCGCGGAGGCAACGUGACAUUCUGUAUUCGUUUUAUUGUACGAUCGCUGCUAAGCUCGCUUCGAUAAACUCAGGAGGAAGCAACGUCCCACCUUCGCCACCGCGGCUUGGAUGGAUACUGUGCAUUAUUUCUGGAGUGCACCCACGUCGCCGUCAUCCUGACCUGCCCGAGAAAUCCUCAUGAAAGACUGGGAACUCAGUACUCAAAAUAGCAUCGAUCAACGUUGUGUACAUUACAACUCCGCCGUUGCGCAUCGUACCGGCAGUGCGGUGGCUGCAGCCGACACCAUUUCCGCGCCGUGGACCCCCGCGAGUUCCGGGCCGCCGCCCGACGCCAACGGCUCCGGCUCGGAUACGAAGAACCUCGACGUUGGCGAAAUUAGCGAUGACGAGAAGGACCUGUCGGCAGCGGACGCGGAGGGUGUGUGGUCACCGGAUAUCGAACAGAGCUUCCAGGAAGCUCUUACCAUAUAUCCGCCAUGCGGUCGACGCAAAAUUAUCCUUUCCGACGAAGGGAAGAUGUACGGUCGCAACGAGCUGAUCGCCCGUUAUAUCAAAUUGAGGACCGGUAAGACGAGAACGCGAAAACAAGUAUCUUCGCACAUACAGGUUCUCGCGAGAAGAAAACUUCGGGAAAUACAGGCAAAACUCAAAGUGGAUCAUGCCGCCAAGGAGAAGGCACUCCAGACAAUGUCGAGCAUGUCGAGCGCCCAGAUAGUAUCAGCUGGAAGUGCGAUACACAACAAGAUGCCCCCCGCUCUCGUGGGGCCCCUUGCCCUUGCUUCCACCCCUGUCUCCUAUCCCGGAGCGCAAUUUUGGCAACCAGGCCUACAGCCUGGAACGUCCCAGGAUGUCAAACCGUUCCCUCAACCUGCCUAUACCGGAAAACCGGCAACGGCAGUCUCGAGUGGCGAUAUAGUCCAAGCACAACCUCCACCGCCAUGGGAAGGACGCGCCAUCGCGACUCAUAAACUCAGGCUUGUCGAGUUCUCGGCAUACAUGGAGCAGCAAAGAGACCAGGACAUUUACCACAAACACCUAUUCGUGCAUAUAGGAGGUUCCGCAACCUACGCAGAUCCGCUAUUAGAAGCGGUCGAUGUUAAGCAGAUAUACGACAAAUUCCCCGAAAAGAAGGGUGGUCUCAAGGAACUUUACGAUAAAGGACCACAGGCAGCUUUCUUUCUCGUUAAGUUUUGGGCUGAUCUCAAUAGUAACAUUCAAGAUGAAGCUGGAGCAUUUUAUGGCGUCACGAGCCAGUACGAGAGCAACGAGAACAUGACGAUAACGUGUUCGACGAAAGUAUGCUCAUUUGGAAAGCAGGUGGUCGAAAAAGUGGAAACGGAAUAUGCCAGGUUUGAAAAUGGAAGGUUCGUUUAUCGUAUUAGCCGUUCACCUAUGUGCGAGUAUAUGAUUAAUUUCAUCCACAAACUGAAGCACCUGCCAGAGAAGUACAUGAUGAACAGCGUCCUCGAGAACUUCACCAUCCUCCAGGUUGUUACGAAUAGGGAUACGCAGGAAACAUUAUUGUGCACAGCAUACGUGUUCGAAGUAUCGACAUCUGAACAUGGUGCUCAGCAUCACAUAUACAGAUUGGUCCAAGACUAGCCUGCUUGAACCUGCUCGCCAUGCAGCCAUCCACCCCCAUCAGUGCCUACCAUCACAUAAAGAUCAUCCAUAAGUAUACACACACAAAAAAGACACACACACACACGCACACAUACAUACACGUACACAAUGACAUUAUAAAAAUGUAUACAUAUAUAUCCCAAUCGAUUUUCUCUAUUCUUAAAUCAUUGGAAGUUAGUAUUUCUUUUAUUAAAUUUUAUAAUAUGAACUCUGUCUUUCACUCGCUUUCUCAUUCUAACGCAAAUAUAAUGUAAUAUAAUGGGAAAGCAAGAAAGAAGAGAAAUUUAUCUUAAAGAAAAACAACUCGUUCAACAUAGAGAAAAAAUUAAAAUAGAAAAAUUCGAUUGUACAUUGCGUGCGCGAUAUAUUGCAUGAAUACAUGGAUAUAAUACAACAUGCUUACACUUAAACAGAAAUAUUUUCGUGUCCAUAGUUGGGUGAGUUUCUACGGAAAAUAUUCGAUGGUAUUAGAGAAAUUAUUCUAUAAACAAGUGUAAAUAUUGGGUAAUUAAUGAGUGUCAUAAAUAGAAUAUAUAUCCUUGAUAUACAAUCUGGAUGAAUUGAACUAUUGGUAUGAUAUAAUUUUGUCUACACUCAGACAUACUCUUAUAUAUUACGAAUUUUUUAAUAAUAAAUAUAUUAAUUUUUUUUUUAAUUUAAAUAUUAAUCAAUGAAAAAUAUAGUUUUAUUAAAAAAUAGUUUUGAUUAAAAAUCAAACAAUAUUUCAGUUGCUUAUAAACUGGUUGUGAAUGCUAAGGGACAAAGUUAAAUCUGAGAGAUUUAAUUAAAGAUGAUAACCUUAAGUAUUACGUAAUAAAUAUUUUAAUUGCUACAAAAGUCUCAUUUUUACCUCUAUAAUUUUUGCAUGUUUUGUGAUGCUGCAAAAUAAGAUAGACAAAAUAUAUUGCGAAUGUUUUCCUUGAAACUCCUUAAAGAGGACCUUAUACACAUAUAUAUGUACACACACAUAUACACACACAUGCACACACACGCACACAUACAAUAGAGUACUGGCCAGCCCGAGCUUGAGUUUGAUUCAAAGUUUAUACUUUUAAUAACUUAUUAAGUCUCUAAGUAUUUGUGUAACGUAUUGUAAGAAGAGAUUCUUGCAGAUACGUUAGAGACAAUGUCUUUAAGAUAUAUCACAGUUAUAAAUUUUAUAAUAAAAUAGAUAUAAAAAAUAUCGCAUAUAUAUUUUAUGAUCGCGCGAUUACACAUCAUCCAUUUAAUCGACGAAUUCGUCGAGCUUUUAAUAAAGGGGAUAUAAUAAAUUAAGUUAAAAUCGACAAUAAAUUUUGGUAUAAAACUAUGUAAAGAAAUAUAAGUGAUGUAACAAGAACAAGAAAACAAAGAAACAGACUCUGAUCUCGGAAAGGCAUGGUACCCCAACAUGAUUUAGUAUUAUAGUUUUAUUAUUAAAUUAGACGAUAGAGAACCGCGAGACAAGACAUCCACACACAGAUAUACAUAUAUUAUGUAUAAGAAUAUAUAUGUUAAAUAUUAAUGCAAUGAUUACGAUUUACAUUGUUAUAAAUGAACGUGUAUAAAGUUAUCUAAGUGAUUUCUAAGUUUUAAAGAAAGGAGGUUUAAUUGAGAGAUAUGCCAUUACGACUUUUUAAGUACCGUAAAUUACACUAUGAUUAUAUUGUUUUUAUCAGAAUUAGAUCAAAAACACGAAAAAUGAAACAUCGUACAUCAACAAUGUGUUUUUUUAAGCUCUAUUGCAAAACUGUUUUUUAAGAAUUAGUAUCAUUGUGAAAAUGUUUGCUGCAACGAUCAUUAACAUUUAAUGAUCAGUGGAAAAGAAGAAUGAUGAUCAUUUUUAUAUAUUUUAAAAAUUCAAAUUUCUUUUAAAUGCACUUUACUGUGCAAACCCACCCACUCUGAUUAGGCAGCGACACUUAGGUUAGAGGGAUGUGUUUGUAUUUCUUAUAAUCGCCUUACUUUGUAUUUUAAGAUCAUUUGCUAUAGUUCUUAUUGAUGAAUGAUUUUUCUUAUUUAGUGUACUUCAUUUGUUUUUAUCUUUCUACUACACAUUUACCAAGCGUUAUAUCAGAUUACAUCGAUUACAAAUAGAAGAAUAGGUCACCAUCAUGGAAUAUAGCUAUGUGAUAAGGACUUAGAUCUCUCUGAAACCUAACCUUGGCAUUUUUCACCAGGAGUGUAUUGAAAUCUAUCUCGAAAAAUGUAAAAUAAGACACACACACAUACAUUUGACAAUUGUUAUAGUGGUAUGAAACAUUGACAUUUAAAUUACAAUAUAUCGUUCGAUCGUUUGAUUUCAAUACAACUCUGCAAAAAUCUCUGUAAGUUAAAAGUAUUUUACAGAGCAUUGAUAAGACAAUGUCCCACACUGCAAAAAUAUUUCGUACUUAAUAAUAUAAUUUAUGCGUUUCUUCACAUACAUGGACCAUAGAGAACUUGAAUACAGAGAUUUUUCAUGAAUUCAGUGGCAAUUGUUUAAACGAGUAGAGGACCAUACCCUGCAGCUGACUUUAUUUAAUCGCAUCUCUCGUAUAGAUAAUUAUGUGUAUAAAUGCACAGAAAAUUUUUACUUAUUUUGUAAUCCGAUCUGUUGUGUGUUUCUGAAACAAAACUUGCCUAUCAAGUAAAAUAUAAGCAAGGAAAGAUUGUGUAUAUUUUAAGAAAAUAUUAUUUACUGUAUUCUUACUUUAAUUAACUUUUAUGGAACAAGUGGCAAUGUAUUUUGAUCUCUUUUAGUCAGAAAUAUGUCGCUUUUUAUUUGGGGUGAAAAGUGAAUUUACUAUAUGGUUGACUGGAGUAGAAAGGAAUUUAUAUUUAAUUGAUACGUGAAUGUUUUUUUUUUUUAAACUGGCAGCUUUCACAUAUCUUUUACUUAUUGUUACCGUUUUUUUUUCUUUUUUUUUAUAUAUAUAAGCUUGGUGUUCAUUUGAAAGUAACUCUCAGAAGUAGAAAAAGAUAAGUAUAAAUAAAAAAAGAUAAGUAAAUAAAUAAAUAAGAGAGUAACUCCCUCUUUUCUUUACUCUUUGACAAUAUAUCUAUUGAUUCUUGAGGGUUAUUCUUCAUAAUAUUUUUAUCAAAUGAACACUAGUAGCCAGUAGAAAGUCAUCUCAUAUUGUUUUUUUUUUUAUUACUUAUAUUCUUUUGACAAUAUAAAUUGUGAUUUUUUGCAAAAUCGCUUGCAUAUCAAACUGGAAUUGUAACCACGAUCACGCUUUACAUGGAUGUUCUUUUUUUUGUAAUAUUUUAUUUUAGUAUCUUUAUUGAAAAAUAAAGUUUUUUUAUUUUACAAUUUUUAGUCGUUUCGAUAAAUACAACAUGUGUAAUGUUUUACAGUGUUACAUAUCUAUAAUGAACAAGACGACGUCUCGUGGUUACAUAUCGAAUUGCUUAAUAAUGUAUUGUUAUUUCCAAAAUUGCGCAAUAUCUUUGGAAGAUACUCACAGAUAUUUGAUUGUGUAGAUUUUUAUUUUGUAAAAUUCAAAAAAGGAAGGAGUAUGAAAUUGGAAAAAAGGAGCACCGACACUAAUAUUAUUGACAUUUAAGCGUAAUAAUUUUAAAAUAAGCGAAUUACAUUUAUAAGAAAAGAUUAUGAAAAUAUAUAUUUAUCUAUGUCUUCUGUGAAGAUAGAAAAUAGUACUCUUUCACUCUAUAUUGAUGAUAUCGAAAAUCGAGGCCCGACAAAAAGAUACAAAAUGCAGAAGUAGAUUAAGAAAAAGAAGAAAAAGAGAUAACUCGCACUGUACACAAUAUAUACGAUACGAUCGAUCGAUUGAUUCAAAUUUGUUAAAUAUCUUUGUAUAUAUUUACACAAAGACCAUGAGAAAUUGUUCAAGUUCCAGCAGUUACAUUUUUGUAAUAAGUACUAUCGCAAAAGAGAAACUUUUGCUUACAAUUCAUUAUGAAUCCAAUUUCACAUUUUGAAAUAAUAGUAUGCAAAAAUCAAUACUUUCAUAGAGAUCAUGAUUUCUACAAACUUUUACAGAUAUUUUGCAGGAAAAUAGAUUUUGAUGUUCAACUUAUAUCUUCGUUCUGCAUGUAGUCUGAGUCAGCACUAAAUAUUAAAUAAAAAAUAUGCAUGUUAUAAAUUAUAUUUAUAUACAAGAAGAUUAAGAAACAAAACAAUUACUCAAAUUGUAUUUUAUUUAUAUAUGUUAUCGAGUAAUUUUUUUUUAGUAAAAAUGGAAAAUACAUAUUUCUUAUUUUAUGAAAUAUAUUUUUCAUAUUUAAUUAUAAUAAAAAAGUUAUAUAAGUGGAUGAAUGAAUAUAUCUAACAAUUUACAACUAAUAUUUUGUGCUUAACGUUUUUGUUAUUAAAUAUGAAAAAGCAUAAACUCGUAAUUGUAUUUUAAACUGCAUAUUUCACUUAUUAAAUUUAUUUUUUUUUAUCUAUAUGAAAGUAUUAAUUGCAACAAAUACACAAUCCAGCUAACUAAUUCGGCAAAUUAGAGGAAUUGCAGCUUUUAAAUUUGGAAUUCUUCUAUUUAUUCAUAUCCUGGAACUGCCAUAUCAAAGAAUUGAGCUUGAUCGUAAGGACGAAUAUAAAAAAUAUUGAUUGAAUGAAAAAAAGGAAAUAAGAUCUACUUGUAUAUUAUCAUAAAUGAAACGAAAUGAGGAUCAAAGUAGUUGUUUUAACGAGUAAAUGAAAAUAAAUAAAAUGAUAUAUCAUUAAAAUUAGAGGUUUAAAAGUAUAAUAGAACUCAGUAUAUAUGUACAGUAUUUGAAAAACAUGUUUAUAAUUUGUAUGGAGAAAAUAAAUGAUUGAUAUAAAACGAGA
Molecule: messenger RNA, 8302 nt
Organism: Cataglyphis hispanica
Lineage: Eukaryota; Metazoa; Arthropoda; Insecta; Hymenoptera; Formicidae
Gene: scalloped
Product: protein scalloped
Exons: 11
Coding region: 2098-3522 (474 amino acids)
Biological process (GO): hippo signaling; regulation of transcription by RNA polymerase II; embryonic organ development
Cellular component (GO): transcription regulator complex
Molecular function (GO): DNA-binding transcription factor activity, RNA polymerase II-specific; RNA polymerase II cis-regulatory region sequence-specific DNA binding
Source: RefSeq, a predicted model, not a curated record